UGCUCUUCUCUCUCUCUAAAAGCAGAGGGAUGAAGAGAGAGGGAGAGAGACUGAGAUAACAAAAAGAAUUCAGUUUCGACUCUAUUCGCCACAAACACUGCAGAAAAGAAAUGAGAACAAGCCAAUUUUCAUUGUUUAUAUAACUUUCCUCCCGUUCGAUUUCCUUCUCAGAAGAAAAGCUUCUUGGGGAAGCAAAAAUGGCGUCUGGAAGCAGGGGAACUUCAGCUCCAUCAGCAGCAGCUGCUAACCACCGCAACCACUACAGCAACCAGAAUUACGACCAGCAGCCGCCGCAGUCAUCGGGAACCAGCAACUUGAGGCCUCCCCCGCCGCCUCCGUCCUCGUCGGCGGCGGCGGAGUCAGUGAGCAAAGCGAUUGCGCAGUACACUGUGGACGCGCAGCUGCACGCGGUUUUCGAGCGGUCCGGCGAGUCAGGUAGGUCUUUCGAUUACUCUCAAUCCGUGAGGACGACUAACCAGUCCGUACCGGAGCAGCAAAUCACGGCGUACCUCUCCAAAAUCCAGCGCGGCGGACACAUCCAGCCGUUCGGCUGCACGAUCGCCGUCGACGAAGCUUCCUUCGCCGUAAUCGCCUACAGCGAGAACGCGCGCGACAUGCUCGGCUUAACUCCCCAAUCAGUCCCUUCCCUGGAGAAGCAAGAAAUUCUCUCAAUCGGCGCCGAUGUCCGCACAAUCUUCACUUCCUCGAGCUCAAUUCUGCUGGAGAAGGCGUUCGGAGCCAGAGAAAUCACGCUGCUCAACCCUCUCUGGAUCCACUCCAAGAACUCCGGAAAGCCGUUCUACGCGAUUCUCCAUCGAAUCGAUGUGGGGAUCGUCAUCGAUUUGGAGCCUGCGAGAACUGAGGAUCCGGCGCUUUCCAUCGCCGGCGCCGUACAAUCCCAGAAGCUAGCUGUUCGAGCGAUCUCCCAAUUGCAAUCUCUCCCCGGAGGUGAUAUCAAGCUCUUGUGCGAUACUGUGGUUGAGUGCGUUCGAGAGCUCACAGGCUAUGACAGAGUCAUGGUCUACAAGUUCCACGAGGAUGAGCAUGGAGAAGUAGUGGCAGAGAACAAAAGACCUGAUUUGGAGCCGUACAUCGGUUUGCAUUACCCUGCUACUGAUAUCCCUCAAGCUUCCCGGUUCUUGUUCAAACAGAAUAGGGUUAGGAUGAUAGUCGAUUGCCAUGCUUCCCCAGUCCGUGUGUUUCAGGAUGAAGGGCUGAUGCAGCCAUUGUGCUUAGUUGGUUCAACUCUCCGUGCUCCACACGGUUGCCAUGCUCAGUACAUGGCAAAUAUGGGUUCCACUGCUUCGUUAGCCAUGGCUGUGAUCAUCAAUGCCAAUGAUGAAGAUGGCGGAGGGAGGAACGCAAUGAGACUAUGGGGAUUGGUGGUCUGUCAUCACACUUCAGCUAGGUGCAUACCUUUUCCACUUCGUUAUGCUUGUGAGUUUCUUAUGCAGGCUUUUGGUCUUCAAUUGAACAUGGAGUUGCAGUUGGCUUCUCAAUUAUCAGAGAAACGUGUUUUGAGGACUCAAACCCUUCUUUGUGACAUGUUGUUGAGAGAUUCCCCACCCGGGAUUGUCACUCAGAGUCCUAGCAUUAUGGAUUUGGUGAAGUGUGAUGGAGCAGCAUUGUAUUACCAAGGGAAGUACUACCCGCUUGGUGUGACUCCAACUGAAGCACAGAUUAAGGAUAUUGUAGAGUGGUUGCUGGCGUUCCAUGGCGAUUCAACUGGUUUAAGUACUGAUAGUUUGGGGGAUGCUGGAUAUACUGGUGCAGCUUCACUUGGCGAUGCAGUUUGUGGGAUGGCGGUUGCUUAUAUCACAAAGAAAGACUUCUUGUUCUGGUUCAGGUCACAUACAGGCAAAGAGAUUAAAUGGGGUGGCGCCAAACAUCACCCACAGGAUAAAGAUGAUGGCCAAAGAAUGCAUCCUCGUUCUUCAUUCAAGGCCUUUCUUGAAGUAGUGAAGAGUCGUAGCUUGCCAUGGGAAAAUGCAGAGAUGGAUGCGAUACAUUCUUUGCAACUGAUUCUUCGUGACUCAUUUAAAGAUGCUGAAGUUGCAGCGAAUUCUAAAUCUAUUGUACCUGCACAACUCGACGAGAUGGAGUUGCAAGGCGUGGAUGAACUGAGCUCGGUGGCUAGAGAAAUGGUGAGGCUUAUAGAGACUGCAACAGCUCCAAUAUUUGCGGUUGAUGUGGAUGGGAGAAUAAAUGGUUGGAAUGCAAAGGUUGUUGAAUUGACAGGGCUUUCAGCUGAAGAAGCUAUGGGGAAAUCUUUGGUUCAUGACCUUGUCUAUCAGGAAUAUGCAGAAACCGUUGACAAGCUUGUUCAUGAUGCUUUAAAAGGUGAAGAAGAUAAAGAUGUGGAGAUAAAAUUAAAGACGUUUGGCUCUGGACAUGAGAAAACACCCAUCUUUGUAAUAGUGAACGCUUGUUCUAGCAAGGAUUACAUGAACAACAUAGUUGGAGUUUGCUUUGUGGGUCAAGAUGUGACUGGUCAAAAAUUGGUAAUGGAUAAGUUCGUUAACAUACAAGGUGAUUACAAGGCCAUAGUUCACAGUCCAAACCCUUUGAUCCCUCCCAUAUUUGCUUCAGAUGAGAAUGCAUAUUGCUUGGAGUGGAAUACUGCCAUGGAAAAGCUCACAGGUUAUACCCGAGGUGAAAUCGUAGGGAAGAUGUUGGUUGGGGAAGUGUUUGGCGGCUGCUGCCGCCUUAAGGGUCCAGAUGCUUUAACCAAUUUCAUGAUCCUUCUUCACAAUGCGAUUGGAGGACAAGAAACGGAAAAAUUCCCGUUUGCCUUUUUUGACAAGAAUGGGAAAUAUGUUCAAGCUCUUCUGACAGCAAACAAGAGAUCAAAUGUUGAGGGACAGAUUAUAGGGGCGUUCUGCUUCUUGCAAAUCGCUAGUCCUGAAUUGCAGCAAGCUCUGAAAGUUCAAAGAGAGCAGGAGAAGAGAUAUUUUGCGAGGAUGAAGGAAUUGGCUUAUAUAUGUCAGGAGAUAAAGAACCCUUUGAGUGGUAUACGGUUCACUAACUCGCUCUUGGAAGCUACCGAGCUGAGUGAAGAUCAGAAGCAGUUUAUUGAGACCAGUGCUGCCUGUGAGAGGCAGAUGUUCAAGAUUGUAAGAGAUGCUGAUCUUGAGAACAUCGAAAACGGAACGUUUGAUUUCGAGAGGACCGAGUUCUUUCUGGGGAGUGUCAUAAACGCUGUGGUUAGCCAAGUGAUGUUGUUGCUGAGGGAAAGGAAUCUGCAACUGAUACGUGAUAUUCCAGAGGAAGUAAAAUCUCUGGCCGUUUGUGGUGAUCAAUCCAGAAUCCAACAGGUGUUAGCUGACUUCUUGUUGAAUAUGGUGAGGUAUGCUCCUUCCUCGGAUGGCUAUGUUGAGCUCCACGUUCGUCCUUCUCUGAAGCAAAUAGCGGAUGGUCACACCGGUGUCCGUACAGAGUUCAGGAUGGUUUGCCCUGGUGAAGGACUUCCACCAGAAGUGGUUCAAGACAUGUUUCACAGCAGCAAAUGGGCAACUCAAGAAGGCCUGGGACUCAGCAUGUGCAGGAAGAUACUGAAGCUCAUGAAUGGUGAAGUCCAGUACAUCAGAGAGUCAGAAAGGUCUUACUUCCUGGUCAUCCUUGAGCUUCCCAUGGCCCGAAAUGGCGACAAAACUACUGGUGACUAA
Molecule: messenger RNA, 3665 nt
Organism: Linum tenue
Lineage: Eukaryota; Viridiplantae; Streptophyta; Magnoliopsida; Malpighiales; Linaceae
Source: the annotation of a GenBank genome assembly